AUGUGGCAGCACAGCCAAAAGACAAAUCUGUUGUCUGCCGUCACAUACAAAGCACUCAUGUGUUUUAAGAGCAGUCACUAUGAGCUCUGUGCUGACACCUGUUCAUCCACCUGUGCCAGCCUAACACAAUCACAGAGAUGCCCACCAUGUCAUGAAGGAUGUCAAUGUGAUGAUGGCUUUUUGUUUGAUGGAGGUGAAUGCAAGAUGUUGGAAGACUGUGGAUGUCAUGUAGAUGGAAGAAAUUACAAGUCUGGCGAGACAGUGGUUCAAGAAGACUGUGAAGAAAAAUGCCUCUGCAAAGCUGGAGAGUUCUCCUGUGUACCAUUGGAAUGCGAUGAAGAUGAGUUCUGUAGCACAAAAGAUGGUGCUGUUGGAUGUUACAGCAAAGAUCGAGAUGCCCCAGACAAAUGCACUUUGCCAUGUGUGGAAGGCUGCCAGUGUAAUGAAGGUUAUGUCCAGAGUGGAGAUGAAUGUAUUUCUGUGAAAAAGUGUGGCUGCACUUACAAAGGCCGUACCUGUCAGGGUGCAGGGGAUCCGCACUAUCGUACAUUUGAUGGUAAAACCUUUGACUUCCAAGGCACCUGCACUUAUUAUUUGUCCAAACUACUCAAUAUAUCUGACCCAUCACUGGUACCCUUUGAGGUACUUGUCAAGAAUGAAAACAGAGGAAGGAACAUGGCAGUUGCUUACACCAAAACUGUAUCGAUAACAGUCUAUGGAUACACAGUUGUCUUAAGUAAGGACAGCCCAGGCAAAGUGCAGGUCAACAAUCUAUAUGUAAAUUUGCCAUUUGAACAAGAGGAUGGUCGGCUCUCCAUAUUCCGCAGUGGAUACUUUGGUGUCAUAAAAACCGACUUUGGUCUGACAUUGAAAUUCAACUGGGAAAGCCAUGUAACACUGACUCUCCCCAGCACUUACUACAAUGAAGUGGGAGGACUUUGUGGAAACUGGAACGAAAACAUCAAUGAUGAUUUGCUAACUCCUGACAAAACUCUUGCUGCAAACCCAACAAUUUUUGGAACCAGUUGGAAAAUCAAGGAUGACCCUGGAUGCUCAGAUGAAUGUCAGGGCAAAAUGUGUUCCAAAUGUGAUGCCAGUGAGAGAAACAGCAUCACUUUUACAAUGCCCUGCAGCAGGAUCACAGACAAAAAGGGCCCAUUUAAAGGCUGCCAUGAGAAAGUGAAUCCCAGUCAGUUUUAUGAGGAUUGCGUGUUCGAUAUGUGUAUGUAUGGUGGCCAUUUAUCAGCCCUCUGCAAUGCUCUCUCUGCCUACACGGCUGCUUGCCAAGAUGCACUUGCCAAUGUGGAAUCCUGGAGAACUGGCAAUUUUUGCCCUACAUCUUGCAAGGCAAACAGCCACUAUGAGGUUUGUGCAACAGGAUGUUCCCAGACCUGCAGUGGCCUCACUGAGCCUAAGGGCUGUAAAGGGACCCCCUGUGUUGAAGGCUGUACAUGUGACAAGGGAUUUGUCUUGAGCGACGGUGAAUGUGUGACUGUGAAGCAGUGCGGAUGUACUUACAGUGGCCAGUACUACCAACUGGGCCAGGAAUUCUUCCCAGAAGGCAUGUGCAAGCAGAGGUGUGUCUGCAAAGAGAACGGAAGAGUUCAGUGUGACGAUGGAUUCAAGUGUGGACCAAAUGAGAAGUGCCAAGUCCAGAAUGGAGUUCAAGGCUGUUUUCCUGAGGGUAAAGCAGUUUGCUCAGUGUCAGGCUAUGGGCUUUAUCAGUCAUUUGAUGGAAAAUCCUUCAGUGUUGAAGGGGACUGUGAGUAUAGAAUGGCAGAGACGGCUCAGAAAAAGAAUGAGGAGAUUACCUCUUUUAGGGUCUUAGUGAAACAGCUGUCAUCAUCAGAAGAGAAAGUCAUCACUCGAAGAGUUGACAUACAAAUAGACCAAUACAAGAUCUCUUUGCUGCCCGGCUACAUCUGGGAAAUACAGGUAGAUAACGUUAAAACAAAUCUCCCAAUGACUGUGGAUGACGGACUGGUGCAAGUCUAUCAAAGUGGUGUUAAUAUUGUAGUGGAAACAGACUUUGGAUUGAAACUGACAUAUGAUACGGUCUCAAUGGCCACAAUUGAAAUCCCAUCCACUUUUAAAAGUGCAGUCACAGGUCUCUGUGGUAACUACAAUGGAAACAAUGCAGAUGAUUUUCUUCUGCCAGAUGGUAUUCAGACAUCAUCCGUGAAAUACUUUGCUGAAGGAUGGAUUUCAUCAUCAGACAGAAUGAUGUGCCAAACGGGUUGUGGCUCCAAGUGUUCAAAUCCUGACAAAGACAGACAGACAAAGGCAGAGACUGAUUGCAGUAUUAUAACAUCAGAGGGGGGACCAUUUUCUAAUUGUUUCAAUAAAGUCCCACCCCUGAAAUUCUUUGAUGAAUGUGUCAAAGAUGUGGCAGCACAGCCAAAAGACAAGACAGUUGUCUGUCAUCACAUACAAAGGUAUGUGGCCAUCUGUCAGGAGACUGGGACAUCAAUCAACAGCUGGAGAAAUAACACAUUCUGCCCACUCGUGUGUUCUGAGAACAGUCACUAUGAGCUCUGUGCUGACACCUGUUCCUCCACCUGUGCCAGCCUGACACAAUCACAGAGAUGCCCACCAUGUCAUGAAGGAUGUCAAUGUGAUGAUGGCUUUCUGUUUGAUGGAGGUACAUGUGAGACUCUGGAAGACUGUGGUUGUCAUGUAGAUGGAAGUUAUUACAAGUCUGGUGAGACUCUGGUUAAGGAAGAAUGUAAGGAGAAAUGCAUUUGCAAAGCUGGAGAGUUCUCAUGUGAACCCUUGCGAUGUGAUGUAGAUCAGUAUUGUGGCAAAAAAGAUGGAGUCAUCGGUUGCUACAACAAAGACCUUUGCAGUAACCAUAAGUGCCGUGAGAAAGAGUACUGCACUGUGAAGAACAAUGAGGCGGUGUGUGUUGCAAAGUCAAAGGCAUCUUGUAUGGCCAUGGGAGAUCCUCAUUAUAAAACCUUCGACGGCAACCACUUUUCCUUCCAGGGUACUUGCUCCUAUACUUUACUUAAAACGUCAGGCAAGGACUCAACACUAACACCUUUCAACAUCGUCAACAAGAACGAGAUGCUCAAUGACUCCUUUGGUUCUUACAUCAAGUCAGCCAGCGUUAAAGUCAGAGGUCAUGACAUCACUUUCAUCCAAGGCAACCGCAAUCGUGUGAUAAUUGAUGGCACAGUUUCAAACCUUCCUGUGAAUCUGAAUUCUGAGGGAAUCAGUAUAACGUUGUCAGGGACUAAUGGGAUCCUACAGACAGACUUUGGCUUGGAGGUCAUGUUUAACUGGGCAGAUAUGCUCAUGGUAAUAUUGUCCAGCAGCUACUAUAAUAACAUAGAGGGAAUGUGUGGGACCUACAGUGAUGACUUGGAGGAUGACUACGUCACACCUAGUGGUAACAAUAUGUCAGACAUCACAGAGUGGGCGAAGUCUUGGAGCGUGCCUGAGAGCAACAGUAACUGCUGGCACUUUCCUCCUUGCUCAGAAGAGAAGAAGUCACUAUAUCGUGGACAAAGCUACUGUGGCUUGAUAGAGGAUGAAAAGGGCCCUUUUGCCCAGUGCCAUCACAUUAUAUCAAAGCGAAGAUUUGCUUCUGAUUGCCUUUUCCAAAUGUGUUUACGUGAUGGAAGCCAAAAGACCUACUGCAAUGCCCUCAGUAAUUACAUGUCAUCCUGUGCGCUGGCAAAGGCUGACGUGUCUACUGGAUGGAAGGAGCUUGCUAACUGCUGACUUGGAAAAUAAUUUUCACCAAGCUGCUUGGACACCAAAUAGUGAUAAAUAUCAAAAGGACUCAAUAAAUAAACAAUUUCUAUAGUGCAAUUUAGAGUUAACAACACAUAACAAUGUCUGUUUUUGUCAUUGCUUUACAAGGUGUGUACCAAUAAUAUAAUGUAAUAAGAUUGUUUAAGUUACGAUUUCUUUUACAAAAUUAAAGUUUCAGCAUAUGUAUUCAUGUAACUUAUCAACUUUUACUCAAAUCAGUCUAUAAUCAAACUUGGGUUAAAUUGUUCUAUUUUAAAAAUGAUCUACUCUUUUAUGCUUCAGAAUUAAAUUCUUGCAACAU
This is a messenger RNA of Xyrauchen texanus (razorback sucker), 4060 nucleotides long. Its product is annotated as IgGFc-binding protein. NCBI's taxonomy places the organism in Eukaryota, Metazoa, Chordata, Actinopteri, Cypriniformes, Catostomidae. The coding region runs from base 1 to 3726 and encodes 1241 amino acids. The transcript is spliced from 13 exons. Gene Ontology annotation, cellular component: extracellular matrix. The record is from RefSeq and is a predicted model, not a curated record. Gene Ontology annotation, molecular function: protein binding.